AUGGGCACAAGGCUGCAUGCUCAAGGGACGGCUGCUCAAGUGCCUUUGUCUCUGAGCUCUGGCAUCUGAAGCAUGCUUUUUACAGUGAAGGACUGUCAAGUUCUGUGUGGUGUUGAUCAAAUCUUUAUCAACAUCCCUGGCUGUAUCUCUUCUGCCACACACAUUUGCAUGGCAGGAUCUCUCAGCCCCUUUUGCAGUCAAAGGGCAGAGAUAAACAUCCUGGAAAUCAAUAAGGAAUUGCACUCCCAGGUGGCAGAGAGCGAACAGCAGUUAAGAGACCUGAAGGAGAACUUGCUUACCUCUGUAGCUACUGCCUACUCCUUGGCCAACCAGCUGCAGAAAUAUAAUAAGUUCUAUAGGUUCACCAUCCUCAAAGUGAUGAACAAUUCGUGCAGAGACAUCAUGGAGUCCAUGCUGGGUGAGAAGCCAAAUUUCAAGGAGCAGGAGCAGGCAGAGAAGCCAACUCUAGCUGAAAAGCUCAGGUCAGGGGUGCUGUGUGUGGGACAGGCAGGAGGAAGGUCUCUAUGGUACACGUUCCAAGAGGGGAGAGAUGUCCCAUUUCUAUUCAAUCGUCAUCUCAAGGCCCUCGUCACCCAAGAUGAUCCUGACGACUCCCAGGGGCAGGGCCUUUUACAAGAGCACCUGGCUGAGGGGCACAGGCUGGCAGAGCAACUCACCUGCAUGCUCAGCCCAGCUACCAAGUUCUACUGGAACUAUGAAAAAAAUGAAAGUGUUCCAGAAAAAAAGUAG
Lemur catta (Ring-tailed lemur) is the source of this 750-nucleotide messenger RNA. Its product is annotated as neuroblastoma breakpoint family member 1-like. Lineage: Eukaryota; Metazoa; Chordata; Mammalia; Primates; Lemuridae. The record is from RefSeq and is a predicted model, not a curated record. The transcript is spliced from 6 exons.